This is a messenger RNA of Dermatophagoides pteronyssinus (European house dust mite), 826 nucleotides long. RefSeq names its product sarcoplasmic calcium-binding proteins I, III, and IV-like. The record is from RefSeq and is a predicted model, not a curated record. Gene Ontology annotation, molecular function: calcium ion binding. NCBI's taxonomy places the organism in Eukaryota, Metazoa, Arthropoda, Arachnida, Sarcoptiformes, Pyroglyphidae.
UUUCGAGUUUCAAGAUUGAAAUUGUGUUUGAUUUGAGUUGGAUGUGGCGAAUGUGACAAGCAAGUAAACAAAACAAACAAACCGAAUUCUCAAGUGUUUCGUUCAGCCAACAAUGUCCGACGAUGAGAAAUUUCUUCGUCAUAAACAUUUGUUUACAUUUCUCAAUUUCUGGGAUGAAAAUCAAGAUGGAAUACUUUCCUGGGAAGAUUUCCGUCUGUUAGCCGAAAAAUUUGCCAAAAUCCAACGUCGAGGACGACAGCCGGAAAAGGAGGUUGUGGAAAGAUGGAAAUCCAUAUUCGAAAAAUGGUGGAAUGAACUGACAUCGUAUGCCGAUUCGAACAAGGACAAAUAUGUGGAAUUUCAUGAAUGGCUGGAUUUUUUCAAACAACUAGGCCGCAAUACUAAAUCGUUUGCGGAGCUGCCGGAAUUUCUGAAAAUAUAUUUGCAACUUUUUUUUCUUUGUUGUGAUGCAAACAAAGAUGGUCUGUUUUGCGUGAAAGAUUACAAAAAAUACAUCGCCAAUUUGAAGAUGGAUACAUCAAAAGCACAGGAACAUUUCGACUACAUGCUUACCGAUGAUGAUCGAACUAACAAUGAAAAUGCUCUCAAUUCAGAUCGAUUCAAGGCGACUGUUUACGACUUUUGGGUUUCAAUGGAUCCAAACAGCAAAGGCAAAUUCAUUUGUGGUCCAUUCGAUUCGAUCCCGGUGGAAGAAUUGGAAAAACGAGUCAAGAAAAAACCAUGAACCUUACCUUAUCAUAAAUUUUAUUCAAAACAAACAAAAAUUUUAUUAAAAUCAAAUAAGAUAGGAUGCUCUAUAAAGAAA